CUUCACAUUGGAGUGUUUAUUGUACAUAUGAAUUUGAAACAAAGUCCUCCUUUAACUCUGUUGCAAUGUUUCCUGUGUUGUUCUCGUUGUUUUGGACAUAUGACGAUUAUGUGUCAGCUUUUACAGAUCUUUGACCAGCUGAGGAUGCUGCGAAGCUGUUGACUCAAAGAGACAGUUGCGGGCAAGGUGGACAGUUAAGAGGAGCUGCUCAACAGUCACUUGGCAGUUUGCUUUGAAAGGGACGACAUCUCCACGUGUGCUAAACAGCAUCGCUGCAGGGUCACGGUGGUGCUGGUGCCAGUCCCAGAUAUCAUGGAGCAAGAGUGACAAGGGAUACCUCCAACCAGUUGCCGAUUGCAAUGACUUCCCCAGAGACUCCACGGAACGGUCCACCGAGAGGCGUGGAGGGUGGCGCCUCUCCUCCGAGUUGUUCCGAGACUCUGCAGAGCCGUCCGGCUGAGGACAAGAACCAUCCACGGAUAGGCGCGGAGGGUGGCACCUCUUGUGAGCCUUUUGCCUUGCCUCCACGGAAGCGUCCACGUACAGGCGCGGAGGGUGGUGACUCACCUCCAUCUCGCUCCAACAUUCGGCUGAGCUGUCCGGCCGAAGACAAGGUGAAUGUCAGCUCACCUCGGGUGACGAGAGUGGUGCCUUUGUCCUUUACUCCGCAGAAGCCUCCACCUGGACUCGAGCGUACGCCGAUAGGCGAAGAGGGUCGCAACCUGCUUAACCCUUUUGCCUGGAAUACAUCGCUGUCGAUGCAUCGUGUGUGUUUCGCCUUGACUGCGCUGAGCCAGCUGGUGAAUGUAAGCUCACCUCAGGUCACAAGUGUCGUGCAUUUGUCCUCUACCAGUCCAGUAACCAGAGCCACGCCUCCUCCACUGCUGAUGAUUCCGGCAGAACACACAAACCCUUCACCUAGAGGCGCUAUGACUCUCAUGUCAUCUGAGAUGGGUGGCACCUCAGCUUGGAUGGGUCUGACCUCACCUCAGAUGGGUCUGACCUCAUCUGGGUCGAUACAUGCAAGGCCUUUGACCUUGGCAGCAGAGAGACGUCCAGCCCGAGGCACGGACCGUUCACCUAGAGGCAUGAUGGCUGUCACCUCACGUCCGCAGAGUCCGGUGGAGGUCCGCUCACGUCCGUUGAGUCCGGUGGACGUUGCCGCAAAUCCACCGAGUCCGGUGGAUCUCCAGUCACCUCCAUCGAGUCCAGUGGAUGUCACGGUACCUCAGUCAAGUCCGGUGGAUCUCACGGCACCGCAGUCAGUUCCGGUGGCUCUCUCCUCAACUUCGUCGAGUCCGGUAGAUAUCUACUUAUUUCUGUCGAGUUCAGAGGAUGGCAACUGUCCUCGCCUGAGUCCGGUAGAAGUCUCCUCACCUCCGUCGAGUCCGGUGGAUGACACCUUACCUUGCUCAAGUACAACAAGUCCCUCCUCCAUUUACUCGGGCUGGUCGAGUCUCUCCUCAAGUCCGCAAAGUCUCGCCUUGACUCGCUCGAGUCCAGUGACUGUCAGCUCAUCCGGGUCCAGUCCAGCAACUGUCACUUCACUUUAGAUCUUUGACGACCACGGGGUGGCUGCUGACUGAACAAGACACAGUUCUAAGUGUACACAUUCACGUACCAGCCAAGAUGAGUAAACCCUUGAGAUCUGGCAUAAUAACGUUAAGUUUACCGCACUCCCUCUUCACUUCCUGGAUUGUUUAGCUCACUAAGGUUGAGGGUCACUUUCUG
Molecule: messenger RNA, 1731 nt
Organism: Syngnathoides biaculeatus (alligator pipefish)
Lineage: Eukaryota; Metazoa; Chordata; Actinopteri; Syngnathiformes; Syngnathidae
Product: mucin-17-like
Exons: 9
Coding region: 360-1553 (397 amino acids)
Source: RefSeq, a predicted model, not a curated record